CAGCCCACCCGAGGCGGAAAAGCGAAGUGAAUCUUCCGUGCUUCUGAGGGUCGCGUUAAAAAACCAACAACUUUAGUCUUGCUUCAUUCUGCGAGGAGCGUUGCGCUUGCAGGACAGCUGGCCUCAAAGCGGGAGCGGCCAUGGAGGAAGGCGGCAACAUGUACGAAGAGCCGCGGGGGGGCGGGGUGCCUCCUGAAGGACGCGAGAUUGAUGACGUGAUGAACGGACCUGUCCAGAAUGGGGCAGAUGUGCAGCUGGAGAAUUUUGUGGAGGCUCACGCAGAAUACAAUGAAGAAGAAGAAGAGCGAAAGUACUUCCGCCGUAAACGUCUUGGAGUUGUCAAGAAUCUUUUGGCAGCCAGCAUGGCAGGGAUGCUGACCUAUGGGGUUUUUCUAGGUCUGCUUCAGAUGCAGCUCAUUUUGCAUUAUGAUGAGACCUACCGGGAGGUAAAAUAUAGCAACCUUGGACUACAGAAUAUUGAUAGCAAAAUGCUGCUCGGCAUUAGCAUCACACCCCUUGCUGCAUUUCUCUAUACUCCAAUAUUCAUCAGAUUUUUUGGCACUAAAUGGAUGCUAUUCUUGGCAGUGGGCAUCUAUGCACUUUUUGUCUCCACUAAUUACUGGGAGCGCUACUAUACUUUGGUACCAUCUGCAGUGGCAAUUGGGGCUGCCAUUGUACCUCUUUGGGCAUCUCUGGGCAACUACAUCCUCAGGAUGGCACAGAAAUACUAUGAACAUGUGAACUACAAGCUGGAACAUGUCCAGGAGCAGAAACGGGCACCACGUGGUGCCUACAAUUCCUACAUCAUUACCUUUGAGGCAGUCUUCUAUGGCUUUUUCUUUCUGAGCUUUGUUUAUGCCGAGUUUCCUAUGUUUUUCUUCUUGAAGAAUUAUCUCUUCGAGCUGAACCACACACUUUACGAUGUCAAGAAUUGUGGGACUGCAAGUCAUGGGAUCCUCAUUGGGUUCAAUAGUACAGUUCUCCAGAAAUUGCCUCGCAGCAGUGAGCUCAUCGUAGUGGAGAGCGUGCUGAUGGGAGUAGCCUUCCUCUCCAUGCUCAUGGUGUUGCUUCUUUGUGGCUCAGCUUAUCGCCCCACGGAGGAGAUUGAUCUGCGUAGCAUUGGAUGGGGCAACAUCUUCCAGCUUCCCUUCAAGCACAUGCGAGAUUACCGCCUGCGCUACCUCCUCCUCUUCUUCAUCUACAGUGGCUUUGAAGUGCUCUUCCUUUGCACCGACUUUACUUUGAACUAUGGUGUCUGUUGUAUUGGCCUGGAACACAUGGCUUAUAUUCUCACUGCUUAUGGAAUUGCAUCUGCUGUUGGCUCUACUCUGGUACUAACUAUGCUGAGGCUGCCUCGUCAAGGUCCACUGCUUACUGGAGCUUCUAUUCACGCCAUCCUCUUGAUUGCCCUCUUCUGCUGGGAGCCUCAAGCCAAAAAUUUAGCUGAAGCACCCAUAAUCUACCUGGUGGCUGCUUUCUGGGGCCUUGGCAGUGCCCUCAACAAGACAGGACUCAGCACACUUCUGGGGAUGCUUUAUGAAGACAAAGAACGGCAGGAUUUCAUCUUCACCAUCUACCAUUGGUGGCAAGCCUGCGCCAUGUUUGUUGUUUAUUGCUGGUCUAAUCUGCCCAUGAAGGCUAAAUUAUCCAUCCUGCUUGUUACUUUGUUUGCUGCGGUGUUCUCCUAUAUAUGGAUGGAAUGUAAGAUAGCCCAGAGUGUUCCCCACCGUCUCCCUAAGAUUCCCAAGCCUCGCCACAAAGUGCGAGGUUACCGCUACCUGGAGGACAACUCUGAUGCAACUGAUUCAGAGGAAGAAGAGGAAGAGGGCGAGCAAGAGGAGGAGGAAGCAGAAGCCAAUGAACCUGAUGGCCCACCACACUGCCCUCGGCGGAGGAGACAACAUGCCUAUGGGGAGGCCUUUGGGGAAGAAGUUGGGGAUAACAGGGGGUAAUUCCUGCUUUGCUUUCACUAUGACCCUUAAAAUAUGGGCCAAGAUAUGAAUCUCAAGUGCCUUAGAUUUCAGCUUCCCCCUACAUCACUAACGUUUUCUUCCUGGGGUUGUUCCUGUAAUGUUUUAACUUGGCCAUGGAAAGACUGUGUAAAUUAUGUCCUUGAGUUGCUUUUCGAGUUUAGUAAAUCUGGGUCCAUGUUUUAGUUUGAAGAAUGGGUCAUUUGAGUGCUUCGGAGCAUGAUUGUUUCCUUGCAGAUGUUUCAUUAUCCAAAUUCAAUAACAUCAGUGUGGUAGAGAGUGAGGUUUGCUUUCAUUUUAUAUUCUAGUGGCUUGCUCUGUCAGUGUUGGUGGGAGUGGGGUUUGCUGGGUCAUUUAAAAUAGGUCAUUUGUAAUAAGUCGACUUUAGGACUCCCCCCUGCUUUGUCCUCACUCUCUAAUAGUCGAAGUUACUAGGUACUCAAGUGCAAAUUUCCUUGAAACAGCCUUCAUGGAUUGUGAAAGAUAGGUAUUUUCAAAAGUUAUUUAUGAGAUAACCCUUGGGAAGCAGGGAAGGAAAGAGGGGUAUACUGAUACUUAACAGGUAGUUAUGAGAUAGCUCUUUCAAGCAAAGAAAGGGAGACAGCUAUACUGACCUUCCUUAUAAUUUAGAUAUACAAUGAUAUAUACAAAAAUACUUUAAAUCCAUUUCUAAGGUGACUAUGUCCAUAAGUUUACAAUAAAUAACAAACUAGAAAUGUCAAGAAAACCAUUUAAUAUUUGCAUUUAAUCCUUGUAAUUUAGUACUAUUGUAGACAACAUUUUAAAGCAUAGGUGUCCAACCUUUUGGCUUGCCUGAGCCACAUUGAGUAAAGAGGAAUUGUCAUGGGCCAUAUAUCAAAUUUAUAAUAUUGUUAAUGUAUAUAAAUACCAAAUUUCCUUUAUUUUUUAUUAUAUCUUGUGGGGCCACAUUACUAGCUGACCAGGGCCAGAUGUGGGCCAUGGGUUGGACACACCUGCUUUAAAGUGUCUCUGUGAUGAUAAAGAAGAGAGACAACUGAUAAGUAACUAUCACUGAUAUCUAAACAUACCUUUCUGCAAUAGUUUUGAAUGUGAUCAAAAGAUACUAUCUAGAAAUUUGGGAAAAGGGAUUUAACUACAUACAGAUGCUUUUCCGUAUUGUAUAACACCAGAUUCACCACAUUGAUGUUACCUGAAGACUCUGAUGAUACCAAUCAUCAGUGUUUUCACAUUGUACCACUUUUAGGACAUGACAAUAUUUGAGUACCACCAGCGCUUAGCAAGGUGUCAAAAACUUGAUAACUUAAAAAGGGGGGGAUUUGGGGCUUUACUGGUUACAUUCGUUGUUAUAGAAAUGACUAGUUUAUAAUAUUAUGGAAAAGUAAAAAGUUGAGGUUCAGUGUUAAUGCUUCCUUCCUAUUGCAACAGUGGAACUAAGAACUCAGUGCUUUUUCUUUUCUUUUUCCCUUCUCCCCCUCACUUUUCCCUUUUUCUCUCACCCUUUGCUCGCAACCCCCUCACCCUUUGCUAGCAAAGCUUUUCGCUUGCUCUCAUUCACACACACACAUUGCUCACACAAGCUUCUCCUUUGCUCUCAUUCACUCACACGUUCGCAAAAGCCCCUCGCUCACUUUCACUCACCCUUCGCUCGCAAAGGCCUCUCUCUCUCUCUCUCUCUCUCUCUCUCUCUCUCUCCUCACCGCUUCACUAACAAAAGCCUCUUCUCUCUCUUUCUCCAUGUGUUUUUUUUCCUCUCCCGCCAAAACCUGCUCCUUUUAUAGCUUCUCCUCUCUCUGCCUCCUCUUCCUCCUUUUCUCUUCUGGGUGUGCCAGAAGCUCCAAUCAGCAUGCAGCCGUGCGUGCAGAUCCUGGGGCUUCUGCCGAGCCCUGCAGCUCCAGCUGGUCUCCAGGUCUGUGCGGCACAGCUUUAGCUGCUUCCCUCCCCCGCUACACUUGGCUAGGGGUCACGUACCACCUGCCAAGUGCUAAAGUACCACCGGUGGUACGCGUACCACCGGUUGAAAAGCUCUGUUUUAGAGUCCUCAUUUAAAGACUCUAAUUUCCAUCACUAAGCAAAGCAGUUAUUGGGCAAAACAUCACAGGACUACACACCUUAGCAACAACAGUUCUGGUAGUCCUGGUUACAGUCAUAGACAAGCAUCUCACACUACUCCUGAUCUGUUGUGGUCAUCUGGUUUCAACUUCCCCCACCCACUACCUCCUCCCCAUCCCUAUCAGCCCCAGCUGACCUUGACCAUUUUCCUCCUGCUCUUGAUGAAGCAGUUACUGACCCUUUGCAAGGCCUUUAUGAGCCUCUGUGAUACCUUGCCAGUAGCUACCUUGGCUGUGCCUACCUCAUUCAGGGAGAAGAAGAAGAUAGCAAAAGUCAGCUGGGGGUAAUGGGGAGAUGGCAGGGGUAGGUGGCAGUGGCAGAGGGCAGGGUGGUCAAAAAGACCAGAGAUUGGGAAGGAAUAGCCAGUUGAGAAUUCAGUCAUAUGCAAUGGUUGUAAUGCAGGAGGAUGCCAAGCACUCAAAUUUUGAGCACGUGACUGCAGGGGCACUGCAAAAGAUGUAGCAUUGGGAGCCAAUGGUAACUAUCAUUUGUUCAGCACCACUGUAACUUUAGUCACUGAACAAAUGAUCAUAAAGCAAAGACUAUCUGUAAAGGUUUCCUUUCCCAAGUGAAAAAUAUGACUGAGCAGAUCUUUUUUUAAUACCUUGUAGAGCCAAAAUCAAGAGAAUUUAGAACUAGGAUCUUGUCUCUAAAGUCAUUAUCAUCUCCCCCCACCCCCCAAAAAAUAUAACAUGAAAUACAUGUAAAAAAUGUAUAUGUAUAUAUAUAUGUAAAAACUCAAGAAUCUCAGGAUACCAAGGAAUACUUAAUUAUUGCAACAAAAAUAUUGAACAAUAUUUAGCAUUUUAUUUUUUAUAAUAAAUUUUAUGGUAUUUUGAAUAAAGGCUAUGCUGAACCAAAGAUGCUUGAAUCAAA
Messenger RNA from Crotalus tigris (Tiger rattlesnake), 4937 nucleotides. It is a transcript of the gene UNC93B1, whose product is annotated as unc-93 homolog B1, TLR signaling regulator. The coding region runs from base 141 to 1952 and encodes 603 amino acids. Gene Ontology annotation, biological process: toll-like receptor 9 signaling pathway; toll-like receptor 3 signaling pathway; toll-like receptor signaling pathway. The transcript has 12 exons. The record is from RefSeq and is a predicted model, not a curated record. Gene Ontology annotation, molecular function: Toll-like receptor binding. Gene Ontology annotation, cellular component: endosome; lysosome. Lineage: Eukaryota; Metazoa; Chordata; Lepidosauria; Squamata; Viperidae.